GUCGGGCGGGGAUGGGGCGAGGCGCGGUGCCCGCGGGCGCCCUGUGCCUGGGCGCUGCGCUCAGCGGCAUCCUCAGCUUCGGGCUCCUGGCCGUGGCCAUCGGGUCGGACUAUUGGUACCUGGUGCGGGUGGAACCGGCUCGGGACCCGGAGUCGCUCAGCUCCCACUCCGGGCUCUGGCGGGUCUGCGAAGGCAGGAACGUCUGCGUCCCACUGAUCGACCCAUUUGGGAGCGAAACCCAAGAGGUGCCCAAGUCACUGCAGCAUCUUAUCUGCAUGCACCGGGCCUUGGUGGUCAUGCUGCCGCUCAGCCUCAUCCUCCUCGUCUUCGGCUGGAUCUGUGGCGUCCUCAGCUCCUUGGCACAAAGCUGCCAGCUGCUGCUCUUCACAGGCUGCUACUUCCUGCUGGGAGGCCUGCUGACUUUGACCGGGAUCAGCAUCUACAUCAGCUACUCGGAGGCGGCCUUCGCUGAGACCGUCCGCAUGUACAACCAACAGCACUUUGACCACGUCCACGUCAGCUUUGGCUGGUCCAUGGCACUGGCCUGGCUCUCCUUCAGCUCGGAGGUGCUGGCUGGCUCCCUCCUCCUCCUCGCUGCCCGGCUCCUAAGCCUGCAGCAAGCCACACGCUCUGUGGCCAUCUGAGCCACAGGGAGAUGGGCAGAGACACCCCAGCGCUCCACCACCUGCAGCCUCUUUGGGACGGACCUUUCUGCCACCCCAUGCCCCACGCACCCAGCUGCAGGCCCCCUGCAUUGCAGCCCCUGCUGCUGGGAGGGAAGCGGGUAGGGGGCAGAGGCUAAAGCCCCACAGCAUCAGGUCCAGACUGACCCUCCACCCCCUGGUGCUGCUGGCUGCAGCUUGGAUUCCCUGAGUUCCUGGGGCUGGGCCUGGCGGCCAGCUCCCCUCAAUCCAAUGGUGGAGGCCAGCCUGUUCGAGAGGGCCUGCCCCUCCCCACACAGAGCCAGCCGGCUGCAGGGAGGAGGAUGGGGACCAGGGGAGAGCAAAGGGCAGAUGCUGCUGCACCAUGCUCAGAGCUGGAGAGGAGCAGAGCAGCCAUAGCAUCAGAGCGGUGCUAAGCCUGGGGUGAAGGAAGCAGCGCCAAGGGGCAGUCAGCCCCAGCCUGAGGCUUUGCCGCUUGCAGCCUGCCACAGCCCCCUGCUGCUACUGCUGCCCUCCCAUCGCCAGCGCAUCUGGCCUCCUGUCUGGCCUGCCUCUGCCCCAA
Molecule: messenger RNA, 1224 nt
Organism: Mauremys mutica (yellowpond turtle)
Lineage: Eukaryota; Metazoa; Chordata; Testudines; Geoemydidae
Gene: TMEM235
Product: transmembrane protein 235
Exons: 4
Coding region: 12-644 (210 amino acids)
Cellular component (GO): apical plasma membrane
Source: RefSeq, a predicted model, not a curated record